Molecule: messenger RNA, 4147 nt
Organism: Asterias rubens (European starfish)
Lineage: Eukaryota; Metazoa; Echinodermata; Asteroidea; Forcipulatida; Asteriidae
Exons: 10
Coding region: 142-4071 (1309 amino acids)
Cellular component (GO): membrane
Source: RefSeq, a predicted model, not a curated record
UAGGCCUAGAGUGGGCUUGCCACUGUCAGCAAGCUGCUGAACUAUAUUCUACUGGGUAGAAUAUCUCUCGCUUGAAAGACUCCAGUCGUCAUCUUUGCUAUAUUAUAUUCACCUUAUGGAAAAUACUAAAACUUUUGGAAGAUGAGCGAAACUUUCCGAGACAAACUCGAGCGUUCAAUCAGUUUGCCAAGAGUUCUAGAUGAUCAUGAUGUUGCAGCAGCAACACCUGUACCAGACAAUCACGAGGAAGCCCACCCAGGCCACCGGUACUUCACACCGCAGCCUGGCCGCAAGAAGCCUCAACCACCUCCAAGACCCGGUAUCAAACGAAGACAAUCCGAAAGCACCUUCACAAAGAUCCACGAAGAUAAGCAUGGUGCUACCGCAAUGGAAACAGACACCGAGGUGGAGUUGCAAGAAAACAGAGUUCCGAAUGGCCAUGUCGCGGAGGUGUCUUCCGAUCGAAAGAGACCCCUCUUACCGACGCUAAAAGUAGCCCCCACCUCAGAGCCUCUGAAGCCGGAGGGGUCUUCCGAUCGAAAGAGACCCCUCUUACCGACCCUGAAAGUAGCCCCCACCUCAGAGCCUCUGAAGCCGGUGCGAAAAGCUCCCGGUAAACCCCCUGGCCAUCGACGUCGUAAGUCAGACACUCAUGUACACGUUAUUGAACAGCUCAAGAAACAACAACGGUCACUUGAAAAACUAUCUGAUGAUUCGUCCCCACGGAAGCGCGGUUCCAAAGUAAUCAGAUCAGCGAGCAAUGCCUGCGACCUCUCCACUAAGUCAUCACCCGAUCAAGGCCAGGCUACCGUCCCUCGCUUCUUCACCCCGCAACCCACACGACGUAAAUUCAACCUGGCCACCGUUUCCCGAACCCCAUCAUUUAACGACCCACCUCCGCUUGGUCCAGUGCAACGUCUGGCUCUCAAGACCAAGAAACUGAGCUCACAUGGCAGCGUAGACUCAGACCAUUCUCCAACUCCCAGUCCACGUACCCCUGUCAGCCCUCUAUCAGCACCCACCUUUAAGCACAAGAAACAGGGCCGUAGGAAAAGCAAUUCGGAUUCGGGUCACAACUCUGAUCAUUCCUCAUCGCCGAGCCCUCACACCCCAGUCGGCCCUCUAACAGCCCCGUUCAAGUCCAAGAGCUUUGGCCCCCAAAACAGCAGUGAUUCCGGGAACAGUUCCAGCUACUCUUCGUCUCCGAGCCCCAACACCCCGGUUAGUCCUCUUGCAGCCCCGGCUUUCAGUGGGAGGAUGAGGCAAAGUGUCAGACCAGCUCCGGUGGUUCCAGACCCACAAUUUAAAGGAAUCGACUUCAGUCAAUGGAAGGGUUCCGAUAGUGAAAAGCAAUGGACUAAACCGGAACGGUCAAAUUUAGAUUCCGUGGUUUUGAGAAACAGACCGACCAGCAUGCCUGACAAAAUCCGCCGGGUCAGUCGAGGAUCCGUCAACAAGUCCAAACAGCGACAGUCCGGAGUUAGGCAACUAUCGGCCCGGCAACAGGCCGCCGUUGGAACGCCAUCUUCCCCCGCCAUCACGCGCGCCAAGUCCGCUCGGAGCCGCCAUCAAAGCGCCCCGGCGGGUCGGGUGGCGUUUGCUCUCAAGCACGACCCGAUGUUCCCUGUCAAGAGCCCUACCGGGGAGGAAGUCUCCCUCGCCAGCAGCCUAUCUAACGGUGGACUAAGACGUAAGGGUAACACGGGCAGUCUCCGGAAGGAUGUUUUACGCUCAGUGAGCAUGGAGAGAUCGAGGAAGAUGUCACUUCAACUUUCUCCCAUUGAUGAGAAAGCUGGAAUUAAGGAAUUACUCCGGGAGCAAAUUACUCCACUUGGGAAGGCAGAUGAAAAGUUAAAGACGGAAGCAUUUCAGAGCAAGUAUGGAGAAGACGAACCAGAUAUUGGUCGGUUGUCACAAAAUGGUGGAAGUAAACCAUCUUUGCGAAGAUUUGUAUCGAACAACGGUAGCACGUACAGUGAUUACCCAUCGACGUUUUCAACACCCACCCCCAGCCGGCACGAGCGACCCAGAUUACGGCGUGCUCGAAGCUCUAGAGGGUCCGUGGGAUCGUUAUCAAGGAGCAUGCUUGCCAGUAAAGAGUUUUUAGGUGAUAUCUUCCUAAGCCACCGCAGUGAGCAUAAGCUGCUAAAGCGUUUCGUUGGUUUCCUGACUGGUCUCAUACUUGGUGGAGCUCUAUUCCUUGGUCUUCUGUACGGACUAGAGUAUAGUCUAAAUGCUUCAAUAGUCAUAGCCUCUGUUAGUACUCUACUAAUGUGUCUCAGCUUGGCACUAACUGUGAGAGCUCGUUGUGUGGCGUCAUUGAUGAUACCAGUGUUAUGUACAUCGAGAGGUCGGGCAGCAUUUCUUGCUAUCAUAGUUGCAUUACUUCUCAGUGGACCCAUUGAUAACAUUUAUAAGAAUGCAAAUGUUGCAUCUGAAUCAAUGAGCUGCAGUGCAGAGCUAGCUCAGAACCAGACGAAACUCAUCAAACAGACUGCUGAAGAAGUAUUUGAUGCAUACAUUGAAAAUCUCGUUAAGAGUAUCGGCAAACUGCAAGAAGCCGCUUCGAAGGUCCGAGAAGCGUUUUUACCAAUAGAGCGUGCUUUUAGAGGACUCACAGAGGGCCUAGGUGCUGCAGGUGAUGCUUUAAGUUCAGCGGCCGAUGCAUGCAAUGAGAUAAUCGAUGGAGCUUACAUGGAUUGUACUGGUAGUAUAAACCAUGCCUACAAGGAGUGCAAGAAGGCAUUGGGGAGCGCUAAUAUAGGAACUGCUAGAAUCGAUCAACUAUGCGAUGUACUUAAAUUUGGAGACAAGGUCUGUGGGCUCAUUAGUAACACGGAUGGUAUUUGCAGUACUCCUACUUUCUUGGAUGACGUGAUCAAGAAAGCCUUCGAUGCUACUCAAAGAGCUCUAGAUGAUAUCCACCAAGCCUUUGAGGUCGAUGUCGACUUCACAGCCUACUGGGCUGCUCGAGCAAAUCAAAGCCAGUCAUUCGACUCAAUCCAAGAUGCAAUUGAACAGGAGCUGGUAGAUUCGGUGAACUUCUUCAACUCUGCCUUCUCGGUGGUGGAUAAGAUCAUAGCAUUGUCCGUCUUAUUCCUCCUCUUCAGGUCGUACCAGUACCACAGCAAGUAUCGCACCAAGGAUAGAUUUGACAACUACUAUGUGACAAGUGACUUCAAGCUCAUUGAUGAUAAUAGAAGGAAACAUGGUAAAGAGCCGCUCUUACCCUUGAAGAAGUCAGAGCGUCGCCGUCUGAUUGAUCUCACAUCGUUCGGGCUUAGUAAGCCCGAAAAGGGGUUGUUUAGAAUGGGUCUCACAAACCUACUCCUUCAUGUAGUUAUUGCGGGUUUGCUGAUUUUAGCAGAUUAUGGUCUAGUCUGGUUACUUGCUCUUAUCAAUCGACAUGGGAAGGUUAAGUUCAACUUGACUGGUGGUGGAGGUGCUGAUCUCACUAUCGGUGGUUCGGGCUUCUUGUCUGAUCUAAUCAGGACUUUCUUCUCAGAGGGAUUCGAAGCUGCGAAUGCCUUUAAUAUCACUGUUGACACUGAGCAAUGUCUUCCUAAUCCAAUACUUCCAAAUAACAACAUUUCAAUAGGAGUUGCCGUGUUGUACUUCAUAGCCCUUCUCAUGGUCCUAUCCCAGGCAUACGCUCUCAGACUGCGAAGAGGUAUUGCUUCUUAUUUCUACCCAGAACGAGAACAAGAGCGUAUUUAUUAUCUGUAUAACAACACCCUGCAAAAACGCCAAUCGCUGUUUAAGCUGCUGAAGGAAAAGAUCAAGCAGUCGAAGCGGCAGAUAGAUACCGAGCAGAAGAUUAGUUUUAGGGCGUACUUAUCAGCCAAGUACCCGUGCUGGAGGAAGAUCUUCCGGUACUUUGGCAUGAAGAGGAAGAUUUGUUUGGGAUGCGCUGAUGUAGAUAACGGCCAUUUUAUGUCUUGUGGUAACCCUGAUUGCCAUGGUAACUACUGCCGAGAGUGUUUACAUGAGAUUGGAAACACGUGUACGCUCUGCAAGGAGAUUGUCAUAGGCAGUGAUCUAUCCAUUGGUGUUGUUGAACACAGAGUUUGAGGAUACUGCGAAUUUUAAAGGAACACGUUGCCUUGGAUCGGACGAGUUGGUCUUUGAAAAGUGUUUGAAACCGUUU